This is a messenger RNA of Rotaria socialis, 288 nucleotides long. The record is from the annotation of a GenBank genome assembly. NCBI's taxonomy places the organism in Eukaryota, Metazoa, Rotifera, Eurotatoria, Philodinida, Philodinidae.
AUGUCAUCAAAUUCAAACACAACCGCUACCAUGGAUUCCAUCAAAAAGAAGAUGCAAUCUAUGAAAACGGAAAAAGAUAAUGGCAUUGAACGUGCUGAACAAGCCGAACAAGCUCAAAAGGACUUGGAAGACAAAUUGAAAGUGUCUGAAGAAGAAAGUAAUUCUCUACAAAAAAAGAUUCAACAGAUCGAAGCAGAACUCGAUGCUGCUCAAGAACAAUUAGCUGAAGCCAAUGCCAAGCUUGAAGCUAAAGAGAAAGCUGCUACUGAUGUAAGUCUUUUGAAUUGA